AUGAGCGCCCCUGACCGCAAUUCAAAUGUGACUGCUUUCUCCUCACUUGUGGAAGCUCGUUCCAACGAAAUAGUUGAUAAGAGAGGGAAGACAAAUUCAGUAGUAUGGAAGUGGUUCGGCUAUCGGACAUCGGAUAAACUUCGGGUUUCAGCGUGCUGCAAAAUGUGCCGGAGAGUGGUGCCGACUAGCAGCGGGAACACAUCAAAUCUGUUCCACCAUUUGAAGCAGUUCCACCCGAUAGAACAUUCUGAGAGUCAAAAGAUGAGGCACCAUAAAAGUUUAAGCCAACCUGAAACAAUACCAUCAUCCUCAUCCCCAAAACCAGCUGUGUCAAUAGAGAAACCCAUGCAGCAAACACAGAUGGCUGCAUUCAUGCCUUAUGACAAACAGUCUAAACGUCAUAAAGACAUUACAAAGGCUGUUACAAACUUCUUGGCUAAGGACAUGAUGUCGUUUAGUACGGUGGAAAACACGGUCUAUUUUCCUGAGGAUCACACGGGCGAAGCAAUUGCAGACGGACUUGCAGAUGCGCUCGCAUCCUGGGGACUCCGCGAGGACCGACAGGUCUGUAUCACCACAGAUAGCGGGACCAAUAUCAUCAAAGCCGCUGAGUUGAACAGAUGGACAAGACUACAAUGCUUCGGGCAUCGACUGAACUCUGCUAUUGAGAAAGUUAUCCAAGACAAGCGGGUGGACAGAGCAAUUGGGAUCUGUAAAAAGGUGGUGGCUGCCUUCUCCUACUCCUGGAAGAAGAAACGGGACCUCGCAGCUGCUCAGGAGGAGUAUCACUUGCCAAAGCACAAGCUCAUCAGUGAAACACCAACAAGAUGGGGCUCCCGUCAACAAAUGGUGAAGAGGGUUCUGGAGCAGAAAAGGGCCAUCACUGAAGUCCUCUCAAAGGACAAGAAGACCAGACCACUGGUUCCUACCUGGCAAGAUGUGGAUGUUUUAGAGUCUAUAGAUGCAGCUGACCCAACCAUGGAUGAUCUACUUAACAUGGCGUGCCUCGUUGACCCAAGAUUCAAGCUUCAGUACACUCAGGAGGAGAAGAGAGAAUACAUCAAAGAGAAAGCUGUGUUGGAGAUGCUGAAGGGAGAGAGAUCUGUUGUGGUCAGGGAAGAGGAGUCCAGAGAAGAAGCCAUGGGAGACACUUCUGUACCAGCCAAGAAAACAAAGCUGUCUCUGGCUAGCUUUUUUUCAAACGGGCCCACCACUACUACAAGCACAGAAGACUUGAGUGCACAGCAGGCAGUUGAGAGGGAGCUCGGCAACUACCUUCUGUCUCCAAAUGCUGACAAUGACUCAAAUCCUCUGGAUUGGUGGAAAGUCUAUCAAAAGAACUUCCCUAGAGUAAGCCAACUGGCACAACAUUACUUGUGCAUUCAGGCCACAAGCUCCCCGUCUGAGAGGGUUUUUAGUACAGGUGGAAACAUUGUCACAUGUAAAAGGGCAUCUCUGAAGCCAGAUAAUGUAGACCAGCUUGUAUUUCUUGCCAGAAACCUCUAG
Xyrauchen texanus (razorback sucker) is the source of this 1506-nucleotide messenger RNA. Its product is annotated as zinc finger BED domain-containing protein 4-like. Bases 1 to 1506 code for a protein of 501 amino acids. Gene Ontology annotation, molecular function: DNA binding; protein dimerization activity. NCBI's taxonomy places the organism in Eukaryota, Metazoa, Chordata, Actinopteri, Cypriniformes, Catostomidae. The record is from RefSeq and is a predicted model, not a curated record. The transcript is spliced from 3 exons.